Schistocerca americana (American grasshopper) is the source of this 476-nucleotide messenger RNA. Its product is annotated as MD-2-related lipid-recognition protein-like. Bases 108 to 476 code for a protein of 122 amino acids. The transcript is spliced from 4 exons. The record is from RefSeq and is a predicted model, not a curated record. NCBI's taxonomy places the organism in Eukaryota, Metazoa, Arthropoda, Insecta, Orthoptera, Acrididae.
GCACCACUGAGGACUACUACUGUUCCAGCAGAGUACUGUAUACCACGUUUAAUACUGCAGGGGUGAAUGGCACAGUGCAGCCGAGGCGGUGUUCGGUGCAGACGGCAAUGGUGCACCCGUGCAAGGAGGCGAGCAGCCACCGGCCAUGCAAGGUGCGCCAGACCAAGUCGGCUGGCAUCUCCUUCACCUACACCACAGAGUCGGCCGCGGAGGAGCUGUUGAGCCAGGCGUUCUGGCACAGCCCGCACGGAGACCUGCCCUUCCUCGGGAUGGACACGCACGCCUGCCGGUACACGCACUGCCCCGCCGUGCCCGGCGCGCGGGGGAACUACACGUACAACCUCAACAUCAGCAGGGCCUACCCCACGGGUGUCUACGAUGUUAUGUGGAAGCUAUGGGGCAAAGGAAAACCGAGCGCCAAGUUUGAGUGCUGCUUCAUAGUGCAGAUUAAGAUAACCUCUCCCAAGGCAGGCUGA